Messenger RNA from Gavialis gangeticus (Gharial), 2571 nucleotides. Its product is annotated as complement component receptor 1-like protein. The transcript has 7 exons. Gene Ontology annotation, biological process: negative regulation of complement activation, classical pathway. The record is from RefSeq and is a predicted model, not a curated record. Bases 1 to 564 code for a protein of 187 amino acids. Lineage: Eukaryota; Metazoa; Chordata; Crocodylia; Gavialidae.
AUGAAAAAAUCAUGUGGUACUCCAGAAGAGCCAUCGAAUGGAAGAAUUAUUGUGACAGAUGCCUUCCUUGGAUCAGCAGUGAACUACAGCUGUAACGAAGGGUACCGAUUGAUUGGAAAGGAUCAAAGGCGAUGUGAGAUUUCUGGCAAGACUGUUAGAUGGAGUGGUGACGUACCCAUUUGUCAAAAUAUUCCUUGUCUUCCACCUCCAGAUAUCCCUCACGGGAGCUACAGCGACACAUUCACAAGUGACUUCGUUUAUGGGUCAGCUGUGACUUACAAGUGUGACAAGGGAUACACGCUCAUUGGAAAGGACCUUAUUUACUGCACAACAAAGGAUAAGAAAAAUGGAGAGUGGAGUGGGCCUGCCCCGGAGUGUCGAAAGACAGGGAAGCAGUGCUCGUAUCCUCCAGCCAUCACCAAUGGGAAGCACAGUGGGCAGGCUCACGUUUUUGCCAUUGGAACAUCUGUCACUUACUCCUGCGACCCUGGCUACACUGAUCGGAAGGGCACAGAUUCAUUGUACAGCAUCCGAAGUUUGGACCUACCCCAUCCCCCACUGUAAAGUUUCAUCAGCUGGUUGUAGAGUCCCAGAAGUUUGGCAUGGAAAAAUAAGUGACUUGAAACCUGCCUACAGCCCUGGAGAGACUCUUCUGGUUGAGUGUGAUCCUGGAAGCAUCCUGAAGAGCACGCAGGAGGCUCAGUGCCAAGAUGAUGGCACAUGGGCCCCUGAAGUCCCCGUCUGUGAACCAGGUUCCCAUACCAUUGUCCCAGCAGUCUUGGGUAAGUAGCUUAUCAGAAACAUCUGAGACUGUACCCACAGCUGGUGUGAAGUGAUGUUGCUCUAUCACUUUGGUGGAGCUAAUCCAUGUUAGUGUAGCUGAGGAUCUGGUCCACUGUUCGUGCACAUUCAAGGUCUCUGCUCUCAAACCUUUGCUUAUCUGUACCAAGAGAUUAUUACUUCUGUAAUCCGCUGGCCUUGGUUCAAAGGUUCCCUCCCUCCCAGGUGGAGUCCACUGGGACCACACUUCCAUUGCCUAGUUCACAAAAACAGCCAAACACAUGGCAAAGUCAUUUUGGCCCUGGUGUUGGUCACCGCUGCAUUCUGCAGCUUUGCUGUGUGAUAUUCUCUCAAGCAGCUGGCUUAUCAGCUCAAGUCUUCUAGUUUUGAUAUGUCACAACACAGUUGCUCCCCUCAGUUUCUAUGGCUUGAAGUGCCCUGGUCUCUGAAUGGUGGGUUGUGCUUGCUGAUCCCUUUGGGAAGAAUGGAAAGCUCCAGUUCUUUGUGCCAGUAUGAGCACAUGUUCCAUGCAGGAUCAUCAGAAAAUUACUUCACUAUUAAUGAAGCCUUUUGGAUUCAGGAACCAGGAGGCUGGCUUUUGGCUAAAGAUCCAAGCCUGGUAGGGGAAUAACCUGGAACGUUAACAAUAUAACUGCUGCACGCUGUUCUGCCCGUGGAGGAAUGUUGUAUCCCCUCUGUUCACUUUCAUUCUUCACUUAGGGAUAUCAGGGCAAUUCACACACUGCAGGGGCCAAUACCCACAUUUCCAUAUGUUUUCAACCUAUUUGGCUGACUAAUACUAUGUAUUUUUUUUUUGUUCAGGAGUCUUAGGGACAGUGUUGCUGUUUGUCCUUCUUCUGGCCAUGACCGGGAGAAUUAUUUGCUGGAAGAAAGAUGGGUGAGGCCCUCCAUACAUUUCCUUUUGUUUCCUUGUGUGCAUACACUAUGGCUUAGCUGCAUAAAUGUAAUUCUGGUAAAUUGUUUCAGUAAAUCAUAAUCUAAAAAUGCAAGAAACACUGGCAGAAAAUAGAAGAGGUCAUCAGUAGUGUAAUCUUGUGAUUCUCUGGCUGCUGAGAGUUCACCGCCAUACUCGAUUCGUGGCGUAUUCAAAAGAAAAAGCCUCCCACCACUGGGCUCCUUAAAUUAAAUUUGAGGGCCAGAUUUUGGUGGUGUUUCCCCUUGGUUUGAGAGAAGGCCUUUAGGGAAGGAGCCUGUUUCUCUUUUCUGUCAUAUGCUAUUUAAAAAUAUUGGAGAAAUGUGUGUUUCUGUUUUUUUAUUUUCAUUUUUUUGUUUCAACUAUCUGAAAUAUCAAUGAUAUGGCCUCCCUGAGAUUUGCUUUAUGGCAUUUAUGGGACUGUAAGAGAGGUCAUUUACAUUACACGAAUGCAUUUUUCGUCUCCAAAAUGAAUAAAUAUAUAAAUAAAUAAAUAAAUAUGAUCAUUUUCUGGUUGCUUAACCCCAAGAUAAUCUGGUCUACACGUGUGUCACUUUUUAUGAAGCCAAAUAUCACUAUAUGUUAAAACCAACUGACAGUAGAAGCUGAAAAGUCAAAAUAUUUAGACUUUGAACAGUCUAAAAGUCAGAAUUGAAUUUCAAUUAAAACAAUUGAAUAUGAAUUCUUGAAUAGUUUUUGUUAGGAGAAAUAUUCAUGUUGGGUACAUACUUUUUGCCUGGAAAGUUUUGCUUAGCUUUAAAGAGAGAAAAUGGAAUAAUCAAGAACAGAAAGCUUUCCUUCUUCUUCAAUGCAGUCCUGAAAAAAUUAACUAACUCAUCUCUAUGUCUGCUGAUGUU